GUGAAAGAGGCGAAUCUUCUCACUCCUCCAAGACCCGGACAGACCCCAAAGCAGGCCCGAUACCCCCCCGACACGGCUCUACGGGCUCCACGGCCUCUCGGGAGCGGCCAUGGCACACUGAUACGCUAAUUCAAGCACUUUUCCACUGUGAACAACACCGAUUUAGCGACAGAAACCAUCGCGCCGCGGCUACAGUUUUGACGUAGCGGUAAACUGUUAGCAUCAGGGGGCUAGCUGAAGACGCGACUAGCCUCACCUCUCCACUACAUCUUGGUGUAUUAUUUCAAGAUGUCAACUGCGGGUUUCAAUUCCCAGAACGGGACGGGAGCAGGGCAGCCCUACGCGAACGGUCCCUCUCAGAACCUUCAGCAGCUGCCCGGGGUGAACUACGGCAUGGCUCCGCUCCAGAACUACAACCAACUCCAGGCCAAAGCACCCAUGGGCCCUGGACUCUACCCUCCAUCUGCCCCAUCUGCCCCCUACCAGUCCCACCCUCCCCAAACCCACCCUCCAGUCAGCUCCUACCAGCCUCUCAUGCCCCGCCCGCCCCUGGGAGGAGGCUCUUUGCCCCAUACCCCUCCCCUCUCUGCCAGCCCAGUGCCCAGAAUGCCCUCUGCUCAGAGCACACCUCCACCACCCCCAGUUUCCUCCAGCGGGUACUAUGCCAGCCCGCACCAGACACCCUCUAUGGGACAGCCCUGGCAGUACAACGCGACGCCCACCAACCCGCCAGCGCCUAUGACCCCGCCCCAUGGACAGCCAGCAACCAAUCACAUGCCUCCACCAAUGUCUAUGGUUCCGCCCACCUCAGCCUACAGUGCCCCGCCCCCAACACACACUGCCACGCUACCCCCAGGACCAGCGCUGCCCCCUACCUCUCUGCAUGCGUACAACCAGCCAGGUGUAGCUCCUCCACCCGUCACCCCUAUGGCCCCCCACACAUACCAACCCGGCAGACCUCCGUACGGUGCCCCUCCUUCUGGAGCGCCACCCAUGGGACCUCCUCCACCCAUGGGUCACCCGCCUUCAAUGAAGCCCACUCCUCCUCCUACAGGACCCCCCAUGGGCAAUGCCACCCCUCCCCCUCCAAAGGCUGACGCUCAGUGGGAUGGGGUCAACCACAUUGCCCCCCCCUCUGAAUCUGAGGAGGGGGAUGUGGAGUGCCCAGGAACAGUAGCUGGCAAUGGCCCCCAGGCUCCCAACAGCUACAAUCACGUGGAGAACAAAACCAGUGGUGCUGCUCAGCCAGGCCCUCCAGGACGACACUUGGGGCACUACCCGUCUCUUCCGCCCGGGUACCAGAGCUCUCCACCUGGGCACACCGCUCAGCCCUACCCCCUCAAACAGCAGCCCUACCAGCAGCCUGGCCCGGCCCAGCUCAGCCCCUCUCUGGCAGCCAUGAGUCUUCAGUCUGGGACCCCUGAGGCUCUGAGGGUCGUGAACCUGCUCCAGGAGAGAAACCUGCUGCCCCCUGGACCCCUCAUCCCUCCCACGCCCUGUCUGCCCCAGGACCUGCAGAGGGUCAACUGCAACCCCGAAGUUUUCCGUUGUACACUGACCAGUAUCCCUCAGACCCAGUCUUUGCUCAACAAGGCCAAGCUGCCCCUGGGUCUGCUGCUGCACCCGUUCAAAGACCUCUCGCAGCUGCCGGUGGUGACGUCCAGUACGAUUGUGCGGUGUCGCUCAUGUCGGACAUACAUAAAUCCUUUUGUAUCGUUUUUGGACCAGAGACGGUGGAAGUGUAACCUGUGCUACAGAGUCAACGAAGUUCCAGAGGAGUUCAUGUAUAACCCAGUGAGCAGAGCAUACGGAGAGCCCCAUAAGAGACCAGAGGUUCAGAACGCAACCAUCGAGUUCAUUGCGCCCUCAGAAUACAUGUUAAGACCUCCGCAGCCGGCCGUGUACCUGUUUGUUCUGGAUGUGUCUCAUAAUGCUGUGGAAACCGGAUAUCUGCACGUCUUCUGUCAGUCUCUGCUCGACAACUUAAACUCACUUCCCGGAGACUCUCGAACUAAAGUGGGCUUCAUCACAUUCGACAGCACCAUUCACUUCUAUAACCUCCAGGAGGGUCUCUCACAGCCACAGAUGCUCAUAGUGUCUGAUAUAGAAGAUAUAUUUUUACCAACACCAGACAGCCUUCUAGUAAACCUUAAUGAGAGUAAAGAGUUGGUGCAGGACCUCUUAAAGAGCCUGCCUACUCUGUUUGAGAAGACCAUGGAGACUCAGUCGGCUCUGGGCUCCGCGCUGCAGGCUGCAUUCAAGCUGCUGUCACCCACUGGGGGGCGCAUGUCAGUGUUUCAGACCCAGCUUCCAAACCUUGGGGCUGGAGCACUGCAGUCCAGAGAAGACCCCAACCAGAGGGCCGCCGCAAAGGAUGUGCAGCACUUGUCUCCAGCCACAGACUUCUAUAAGAAACUGGCUCUGGACUGUUCUGGCCAGCAGGUGGCAGUAGACCUGUUCCUGCUCAGCGCUCAGUACUGUGACCUGGCCUCCCUCGGCUGCAUCUCCAGAUACUCUGCAGGCUCUGUGUAUUAUUACCCCUCGUACCAUCAGCAGCACAACAUCGCUCAGGUUGAACGCUUCCAGAAGGAUCUAAAGAGAUAUUUAACACGAAAGAUCGGCUUUGAGGCAGUCAUGAGGAUACGCUGCACUAAAGGCCUGUCGAUCCACACGUUCCAUGGGAAUUUCUUUGUCCGCUCCACAGACCUACUUUCGCUCCCAAACGUGAAUCCAGAUGCCGGAUUCGCUGUUCAGAUGUCCAUUGAUGAAAACCUAGAUGACCUGCAGCUAGUGUCCUUCCAGGCUGCACUGCUGUACACCUCCAGCAAAGGAGAGCGAAGGAUCCGAGUGCACACGCUGUGUUUGCCGGUGGUGAAUUCUCUGUCUGAUGUUUUUGCUGGAGCUGAUGUUCAGGCCAUCAGUGGACUCUUGGCCUGUAUGGCUGUGGACCGUUCGGUGACAGCGAGCCUGAGUGAUGCCCGAGACGCUCUGACGAACGCAGCCAUAGACUCUCUAUUGUGUUAUAGACAGUCUGUCCUGACCAUCCAGCAGCCCGGGCUCCUGGCCCCCGCCUGUUUAAGACUGUUCCCUCUCUAUGUGCUUGCGCUGCACAAACAGAAAGCCUUCAGAGUGGGGACGAGCACCAGACUGGACGACCGCGUGUUUGCCAUGUGUCAGCUCAAGUACCAGCCGCUGGUCUACGCCAUGUUAAUGAUCCACCCGGCACUUUACAGAGUGGACGAUCUCACUGACGAGGGCGCUUUAAACAUAAACGACCGUACGAUCCCUCAGCCCAGAGUCCUGCAGCUGUCUGUGGAGAAGCUCUGCAGAGAGGGGGCGUUUCUGAUGGACGCAGGGACGGUGAUGUAUUUGUGGAUUGGUAGAAACUGUAACCCCGCCUUCCUCACACAAGUCCUGGGCGUGCCGAGCUACGCCGCCGUGCCUGAAAACCUGUAUCUCCUCCCAGAACUGGACACAGCAGAGUCCCAAAGAGUGAGAGCGUUUGUGGGGUGGCUCAAGGACCAGAGACCCUUCGCUCCCACACUACACAUCAUCAGAGACGAGAGCCAGUUGAAGACCAGCUUUUUGCAGAACAUGAUCGAGGACCGAACGGAGUCUGCGCUGUCCUAUUACGAAUUCCUUCUUCAUCUGCAACAACAGAUCUCCAAAUAAUCCAGAUGCCCCGCCCCUCUCACCCUUCUCCUUUCCCGUGUGUGCAGAUCUAUGUAAAUCAGCGCGAAUGUGGGACAAAAAUAAACUCUAAUCUAACUUUUCAGACUGACCAAUCAGAGAGAAGGAAUGAACGACUUAUUUUGAAGCUACUGGCGCUUUUUUGUAUCCAGCUAAAGAAUCAGAUGGCGAACUACAACCCAAAGGUGAUCCAAGUCCAUAGAGAUCUAAUGACUCAGUGUUUUUCUCAUAGAACAAUGCUGUGUAAAUGUCCCCAGGCAUGAAGAUACGCAGGAUUGGUGGUUUUCUCUCACUUUCUUCACUAAAAAUGAUUCAAAAACGGAGAUGUUCUGAUACCACUUUGUAAGGAGAUGUAGCAGUAAUUAAUAUUUGUGAAAUUAGUCUUGUACCUUAUGGUUAAACUUACAAAAUUUACAAAUCAAGGAUAUAUGAAGGAAGUAAACUAAAGCAAUAUUCAAAGUUGUACGUACUGUUUCCUGAUCUAUGUUAUAAUGUUUCCUCAUCAAAAACAUACCCAGAGUUUUGUUUUGCUUCAUCCACACAUGUUUAACAGUUCCUCUCUCAAACAGAAAACACUCAGUUCCACCUUGUGAUGUCAUGUGGUAAUACAGGAAGUGCUCCACUGUUUUUCAAAACUCCAUACUCUUUGACUAGAAUCAUUUAGAUCAUUUCAGCUCUGGAAUUUCAAAUCUCUACUGAACAAAAGGUAAAAGGUCGCCGUUAACUUGAAAACCAUCGCUUCGUGACAUCACAAGGUGGAACAGAGUAUUUUGAGCUUUGGAGAUGUAGACAGACACAGACAGAUAAUACAGGAUUAUUCAAACAUGUGAGUGAAACAAACACAACUCCAGGUAUGUUUCUGAUGUUUCUAACAACAGCAACAACAUUUAUAACAUGGCUCAAUGUCAAUUUUGCGUAAUAUUGGACCUUUUAACAAAUUUGUCCAUUUGUUUCAAAUUAAAUCCGACCAGAUCUAUACAGUGCAAGUAUCUAUAUAUUGUGUAUCUAAUAGCUAAACUCAAUUAGACACUACAAUUCCCAGUAAUGACAAAACAAAGUACUUAAGUGUAUCUGAACACCCCUGUUUUUCAGUGAAGACCUACUUUUGAGACUGUUAGUGGGCGUCAACAGAGCAUUUAAAUGUCUAUUCACUAUAAUGUGUUUGUAUGAGGUAGCCAUAUUGGAUUGUCCACUGUAUUUAUAAUCUAAAGUGCAGGUCUAAACUUAAAUGAAAUCGCAAUAAAAACUUACAUUUUAAAGGGGGAAUGCAAUCUCAAAGUUAUAAAUAAUUAAACGGUUAUCUAUUUAAACGUUUUUCUUAUUUUUAACAGUAAUUUUGCAAUAAAACUCCAGUACCAGUCUAACAAUUAUAGUCAGAAGGUUGUUGGUUCAAAUUCUGGACAGUGCUUGGGUGAAAGAUGGGUCAAAAUUCAGAUUAAAAAUUUAAGUUGCACUGUGUAACUUUUCUGCUUGAGUGUCCGCUACCUGCUUGUUUCCAUGGAGAUGUUAUAUAUAUCUUGUAAUUAUUGAACUACUUUUAGUACCGAACGAUACAGCUUCAAAAAAACAAUCCACAGAACUGGCAAUUAUUCAGCCCAGUGGCAUCACCUGCUCGUCUCCAUGGAGAUAAAUUUAAUGCCAUACUGUGGAACAUUCUAGGUAAAGCAACACCAGAAAAGUUACAUGUUACGCCUGUAUUUUACUUGCGUAGCUAUGUAAAAAUGUUUGGUCGAUCCUUUUGGCGUAAUUUGGUUAAAAAUGUCAUUAGAGCACUGCUAGUACCUCAUACAAAUGCAUUUCACAUGUUUAUACAGGAGUGUGGUUUUUAUUAUAGUCAUUAUAUUUGUGUGUCGACAAAAUUCUAGUUUAUUUUUGAAAUUGUUGAAUUGUCUGAAGUCAGAUGGACAUUAGUGGUCGUGAAAGAGCAAAAAGGUUGCGUGUUAUCCUUUUGAAAAUGUCCUGUUUUUUCAUCAAUUCACUGCAAAAACUACAUUUCUACAUGACUUAAAAUGGCUUAAAUUCAAAUUUUUAAUCUUGUUUUGAGCAGUGUUGACAACUGCAUUAACUAAAAAAUAUCACAAAACAAGUCUGAAAUAUUGGCCAAAUUUGUUAACGACUACUACUUUUGAAACCACAAUUUUCUGCUUAUAGGGUUUGAAAAAAUUGCACUUAAUGUGUGUUUUUUCUUUGUAUUUAAACCCAAGUUCCAAUAAUCCAUUAAAUAAGGAAAAAAAACUCAAAUAUAUUACAGAUACAUAUUUUGUUGACCUUACCAUCAAAACAAGAUUAAAGAUGCACUAUUUAACUUAAAAUUUGGAGGGCUCGCCACCUGCUUGUCUCCAUGGAGAUGCUAUUGCUUUGCCCGGAAUGUUCCGCAGUAUGGCAUUAAACAUAAAAAUCCUGCAUUUAUUCAACUCAUGUUUUCUACCGUCAAAAACAUGCAUCGUUACUGUGAGCGGGCUGCCUCUCCACAGAUCAGACCUGUAUCUAGGUAACUCACACGUUUUAAUGCUAUACUGCACAACAUUCAAGGCAAAACAAGUGUCACCAUGGAGACAAGCAGGUCCUCCAGAAAUGUUACGUAGUUCGCCUGUAAAAUUCAAGUCAUUGUAACAUGUACAGUAGCUUUUUGUAGUGUCGACUUUCAGAAAUCCUAGUUUUGUUUCUUUUGACAGUUGUUUAAUUUAAAACUCCCGAUCAGAUUAAAUGCUCUAAUUGCCUUGUACGAGAACUCACUUUUUAUUUUUAUUAUAAUUAUUAAGCCUCUGUCUCUAUAUAUGAAAUAUUUUAAUAUAAUAGGAUAUGGGGAAUCUAACAGACAUAACGAAGCCAUUGUGAUCUUUUAAACAUGCUUAUUGAUACUUGUACAUUGAACAGACUGCGUUAUAUAAAGGUAAUUAUGAUUUUAGUAUAAACUUAAGGUGAAAUGACGCUACAAUAAAAUGUUUGGGACUUUUUA
This is a messenger RNA of Periophthalmus magnuspinnatus, 6649 nucleotides long. RefSeq names its product SEC24 homolog A, COPII coat complex component (gene sec24a). The record is from RefSeq and is a predicted model, not a curated record. Gene Ontology annotation, biological process: endoplasmic reticulum to Golgi vesicle-mediated transport; intracellular protein transport; COPII-coated vesicle cargo loading. Lineage: Eukaryota; Metazoa; Chordata; Actinopteri; Gobiiformes; Gobiidae. Gene Ontology annotation, cellular component: endoplasmic reticulum exit site; COPII vesicle coat. Gene Ontology annotation, molecular function: SNARE binding; zinc ion binding. The transcript is spliced from 24 exons. Bases 289 to 3672 code for a protein of 1127 amino acids.